This is a messenger RNA of Cucumis melo (muskmelon), 826 nucleotides long. RefSeq lists its product as uncharacterized. NCBI's taxonomy places the organism in Eukaryota, Viridiplantae, Streptophyta, Magnoliopsida, Cucurbitales, Cucurbitaceae. The record is from RefSeq and is a predicted model, not a curated record. The transcript has 4 exons. Bases 58 to 627 code for a protein of 189 amino acids.
AUUCCUGAAUGUUACAAUAUUAUUGGUUACGAGGCCUUUCUCGUCUUUCAUGCGUACAUGCUCAUUUAUCUUGAAAACCUUUGUUGUUGUUGUUCAAACUUGGUUGGAGCUGUUGAAGACCUCGGUCAGUCUUCACUUGAACAUAUUUUGGACAACUUUGAUGUGGAUAAUCGCAAUUGUCUCUCUUCCUGGACGAAUUUUAGCUGCUUUACGAAGGGAAAGGCAGUUGCAACAAUAUUUGCAAUUUCUGGAAAUUGUGAUAAUGUUUUGCUGGAAAGAAAGGAGCUCCAAAAACAAUUCCAGGCUGCUUUGAAGGAGCAUAAGAUGAUGGAAUUGAUGUUGGACGAACUUGAAAUGAUACAUGAAAAGGCAACCAACAAGAUUGCACUCUUACAAAGUGAGGUUAUUGGAGCGUUUUGGUAUUUAUUCAUAGCAGAGAGAAAAACAACUUGCUGGGAAGAAAGCUAUGCAAAUUGGCCUCUAAACUGCAAUUACAUAGGCAACUUGAGUGCCAAUUUGAGUGCCAAUUUGAGUGCCGACACCUUUUGCUCUCUAAAAGCUGAAAAUGCUUCCAAUUCUUUUGACUUUGGAAUAUUCAAAGAUGCUAUACGUAUUGUGGGAUCAUGAAAGAUCGUGAAGUAACUGUCUCUUUGUUUUUGGUGGAGUGCAGAAAUUGAGGAUUGUUCGUUGAGGACAGACCAAGAGCAUAGUGUUGCUGUUGAGUGAAGGAAGAGCGUGAUAAGAGGCAAGUGUUUUCCAUUAACUGAACAUAAAGGAGUUUUUUGUUGUUCUUUUUUUUAAGUUAUGUAAGAUGAUAGUAUUUUAA